GUGCUCGAAUUCCGAGGCGUGGGCGUCACAAGCAUCGGAUCGGCCGGACACAGCAACGAGACAUUCCAACGCUUCUACAAAAUUCUAUUGAAUCGGUACAGACGAGGAAUUUUCCAAUUGAUGAUUUGACAAGAACUUUAAAGCGAGCUUCCACAAUGAAUCCUUCUAGUAAUCUAUCCGCCGAUUUCCGACCGUAUAGCGGAGGUAGACCAGCAUGGGCUGUAGCAGAUGGAGCCAGCGACUCUGGUCGCGAUCUGGAAGACCAGUACGAGAACGAUCUGGUAGAACAUCGAGACGUCGUUCCAGAGCCAGAAAGAACAGGAUGCUGGUACAGUUUCGUGCGAAUAGUCCGAGGUCUAUGGGCCACUCGACAGAUGGGCAAAGGGGACGACAAAGAAUGGCUGGUAAAAGUGACGCUACGGGAACUUUUUACCUAUAUCGUGUUCCUGGUGCUGCUUUCCAUCAUGACCUUCGGAAUGAUGAGCCCUUCCAUGUAUUACCAGACAAAAGUGAUGAGUGAGUUAUUUUUGGAUUCCAACUUCGCCGACGGAUCCGGACCCAUGAAGGAUGCUACGCAGAUGAGUGAUUUUUGGAAGUUUGCAAAGGAUGUUCUGGUUGAAAACUUGUACUGGGACAAUUGGUACAACGAUCAAGAAACGAAUCCUGACGAUCGGAACAUUUUGUAUGAAAACAGGCUCCUGGGCUCUCCUCGCAUCAGGCAGAUCCGAGUCCGCAAUGACUCUUGCAAUGUGCACUCCGAUUUCAAAAAGGCCAUCACGCAGUGCUAUGACGUUUACAACCCUCACAUUGAAGAUACAGAGCCGUUUGGUCUAAUGAAUGGAUCAGCAUGGGUCUAUCAUACAGAAAAAGAAAUGAACGGUUCAAACCACUGGGCUCUCUUGGCUACGUACGCUGGAUCAGGAUCGUAUAGAGAUAUUGGAGUGACGAAAAAACAGGCUCUUGCUCGGCUGGAAGUUCUGAAACAGAAUCUCUGGAUCUCCAGGGCAACCAGGGCAGUCUUUGUAGAUUUUACGGUCUACAAUGCAAAUCUCAACCUUUUCUGCGUCAUAAAGUUAGUAUUUGAAUUUCCCGCUACUGGAGGAAUGAUUCCGUCCUGGAGUUUUCGCACUGUAAAAUUGCUUCGUUAUGUCAAUCCCUAUGAUUAUUUUAUUAUGGCUUGUGAAGUGUGCAUCGUAUUCUUCAUUUUAUACUACAUCGUAGAAGAAUCUCUCGAGAUCAAGAAAAAUGGAUGUGUUUAUUUUUACGAAGUCUGGAACAUACUGGAUCUCCUUGUAAUUGGAGUAUCCCUCAUUUGCAUCGCCUUCUCUGCCUUCCGGACAGUUGUAGUGGACAACAUGCUGGAGGAACUGCUGAGCAAGCCGGACAUUUUCCCAGAUUUCGAGUUCCUAGGUUUUUGGCAAAUGCAGUACAACAACGCAGUAGCAGUAGAUAUUUUCAUUGCUUGGAUCAAAGUAUUUAAGUACAUCAGUUUCAAUAAGACCAUGACACAACUUUCAUCUACCUUGUCAAGGUGUUCAAAAGACAUUGGAGGCUUCGCCGUCAUGUUCUUCAUUGUAUUCUUUGCUUUUGCUCAGUUGGGUUAUUUAUUGUUUGGAAGUAUUGUCAAAGAAUUCAGCACUUUCGGUACCGCUGUAUUCACUUUGUUACGUUUAAUUCUUGGAGACUUCGACUUCGAAGCUUUGGAAAAUGCCAAUCGUGUAUUAGGACCUAUUUAUUUCUUGAGUUACAUAUUCUUCGUAUUCUUUGUUCUGAUGAACAUGUUCUUGGCCAUUAUUAAUGACACAUAUGCUGAAGUAAAAUCCGAGAUCGCUUCUUCCAACAGUGAGUUUGAAAUUGCAGACUUCUUCAAGAAAGGUUACAACAACAUUCUUGGAAAACUUGGGAAACGAGACAAGAUUCAAGAUAUCCAAAAUGCGUUGCGCUUUGCCGACUCAGAUGGGGAUAAGAAACUGUCAUACCAAGAAGUUCGACAACAGCUGAAAGCGCGCAAUCUUUCGGAGAUGGAGAUUGAGAUGCUGUUCGCCAAGUACGAUAUGGAUGGAAACCGCGAGUUGGACGAAAAGGAAAUGCAACAGAUGUUCGCCGAUCUCGAAGGACAGAAGAUACAGUUGGACGACGAAAUCAACAACCAGCAGAGCAUGAUCGCUUCGGAUCCUUCCCGACCACCGACCGCGAUGAUAGGUGGCAGGGGCAACGGAUCGGGAGUGCCAGCUGACGAGUUCAACGUUCUUACUCGUCGAGUGGAUCGUAUGGAACAUUCCAUCGGCAGCAUAGUAUCUAAAAUUGAUGCUGUUUUGGUCAAGAUGGAAGGAAUGGAGAAAGCUAAAGUGAAAAGACGUGAAAACAUGAACAAGAUCCUCAACUCUAUUUCAGAGAGUGAAAAUCUUGACGAAAGAGCCAAACGUCAGCAAAUGGAACAGCUAGUUAAAGAAGAACUGCAGCGUUGGGAUUCUGAUCAAUCACUCAAUAUGCAUCGAUAAGGAUUUCUUACAUUUCAAGACAUUCGCACAAUGCCUUUUAGCUCACAUGGCACCCACAAGGUACAACUCUGACUUUUUACAUGCACACCAGCAGAGAAUCAACAAAGCAGAGAUUCACUAUUGUUACGAAGCACACGAAAGAUUGAAGUCUUUCAUACUUGUUCUCGGCAUCAAAGAUCAACUGUGAAGAAUGACAUUUUAAAACUUAGAAACUUAGUUGAUAUUUCUAUGAAAAUGCAAAGAAUCAUAGUAGAUGUGCAUCAUGGAAGUAUAGGUGAAGAGCUGAAAAACAGCUUUAUAUUUUCAGUAGUCAAGUAUUAAUUCUGCACAAGGUCAUGCACAGGAAAAUUCCAAGUUCAAUAUACCAACUACUGAAAUAUAUUUCAAGUACAAUAUCUUUGAAAGCAUAAUCGAUCAAUUGUAAAAUACUAAAGAAGAUAGUAAAAUACAUAAUAAAACGAAUUUUAUUUCUGAUAAUAAACUCGAAAUAUUAUGAAGAAAGAGGCAGCUGUAAGAGAUUGGAAUAGGGUCAACUCUCCAGACCCCUUGGUCUACCCUAGUAUGUUUAUAUUGAUGUAUAUAUAAAGUGUAAUAAACCAAACUGUGUUUAAAAAAAUUAAUAAAAAAAACCCUUCUGCAACUGAGAAAAAUUUAAAAUAAUCUGCUGUUUAAAAUCAAAUUCUUGUUUUGUAUUUCAGCAGAAAAUAAAAAAAAAAUACAAAGGAAAUAAACAUAAAAUUCAAAAAUGCACUAAGGACAUUAUUGUUGAAGCUGCAAUUUAUUAGAAUUUCAUUCUGUACUUAACUAGAAUUUGGGCAGAAAAGAUAUACGAUAGUUUGAACAUUUCAUUACUGGAAAGAAACGUUAGUAAUGAGUUUGUAACAUACGAAGAACUUCCCUUCUCUAUUUUUAUUCCAAAACAUAGAAUGUGGAAAAAGAUGUAGUAUUCCUAUGUGUAAAUAGUGUACAGCAAAACAUAGAUUUUAAUUCAUUAGGUGUAAAAAUAAAUUAUAUUUGUCA
Uloborus diversus is the source of this 3521-nucleotide messenger RNA. RefSeq names its product polycystin-2-like. Lineage: Eukaryota; Metazoa; Arthropoda; Arachnida; Araneae; Uloboridae. Gene Ontology annotation, molecular function: calcium channel activity; calcium ion binding. The transcript has 17 exons. The record is from RefSeq and is a predicted model, not a curated record. Gene Ontology annotation, biological process: detection of mechanical stimulus. Gene Ontology annotation, cellular component: membrane. The coding region runs from base 156 to 2501 and encodes 781 amino acids.